Molecule: messenger RNA, 8306 nt
Organism: Centruroides sculpturatus (bark scorpion)
Lineage: Eukaryota; Metazoa; Arthropoda; Arachnida; Scorpiones; Buthidae
Exons: 5
Coding region: 320-2428 (702 amino acids)
Source: RefSeq, a predicted model, not a curated record
GUGGAAUUUAGUACCAUAACAACAAACGGAAGAAAAUAUUUUUCUUGGCAGAUGGAUGUUUCAUAAUGAGAUGUUUAAUAACCAUAUCCUGUUUGAAAUUAGUGGUUGUUCUCUAUUAGUCAACUAACAUUUUAAAGUUCAUAAAUUAUUGAUUCAAACUGUAAUGGAAUAUGAAACCUAUGGAAUGUACAACCUACUCUGAGGAAAUUCAGUAUUGGUUCAUUUAAUGCAGAAUAUAGAAAAACAUCAUUAUCAAUUUUGUAGUUCAUGGAUGAAAGAAUUUAUUAUUUGAUACAUUUAAUAGAAUGGUACUCUUUCCAUGGCACAAGUGAAAAAAGGUAGUUAUCCAUCACGACAACUUCGAGCAGGACCAGCACCAUUAGCUUCUUUUGAAGAUUUGCCUUCUGAUGAAUUGGAAAGUCCUGAUAGUUUGGCAGAUCUUGAUGAAAAUAUACUUAAUAGUCAGUCUAGUAGACCUACAGACUUUGAUGGUUCUUCCACUCCUAGAACUUUAACUGCAUCUGCUUUAUCCACUCCUCAGUUUGACAGUGAUGGUGAUUCGCAGUUUACUAUUACACCCUGUGAUGGUGUUAAAAGUCAUGUACCAGGUUUAAAAACUUCAUCACUUUCAUCUCUUUUGAAAACAGGAAAGGAAGAUGACAGAGCUAGUUUAUCCAGCACUGGAGGUAAAAAAGGCUCUGUCAGCUCUUUAUUAUCUGCUGGUGAAAGUAGUAGACCAACUAGAGAAGAUAGUCAUCGGAAGGGAUCUUGGACUGAUAUUUUUCGCAGUCGAAGCAGAAGCAGGAGUCGAUCACCACAGGGUUCUCCUCAGAGAUUAAGGAAGAAGAGUGACUCUUCCAUGAAAUAUAAAUCUGAUACUGAAUCAAAUGAUAAAAAUGACUCUAAAAAAGAAAAGGGUAAAUUUUUAUCAUCUUUAUUUAAAAUUGGAGGUAAAAAAUCACCAAAAAGCAAGAGUCCAUCUCCACCAAAAUCACCUGCUGAUUUUCAACCUGUUCCAAUUACAGAAAAAAUUGAAAAGAACAGAUCUGCUCCCUCAAAACAAGUUGAAAGUAAACUUGAUUCUCAAACAAUUUCUGAAACUAAGGAGACUCUGAAUAAGACAGUAACAAGUAAGGAAGAAUCAAAUAAAAAUAUUACUCAGAAUCAGCUUGUAAAUAACAAAAUAAUUAAAAAAGAAGAAAAAAGAGUUAGGCCAACCGAUAUUGAAUUAGAAAGUAUACAUGGUUUACCUUCUACCACAAGUAGACAUAAAGUUGAAGACCAUGAUAAUAUUAGUCAUGCUGAAAUAGAAUCAGAUACAAACAAAAAAGAAUCUAUUCCACACCAUGAUUCUGAAGGUGAACAUGAUCACGAGUCUUCAGAAUCAGAAUUAACUUUUGAAGUAGACAAAUCUAAAACUACACUAGAAACCAGAGAUAGUGAAGAAGAUUAUGAAGCUCAAAAUCUUUUAAACCAAGAUUCUAUGGACACUGAUGAAUUUCCUGUGGCAGAAUUUAGAUUUCUACCUCCAGAAGCUUCUCAAAUUCAGAUUAAAACGCCAACAAGAAAACAAAGACUCGAAGUGACUACUAUACCAAUUGAAAGGCCAAGAAGUACAACACCUAUUAAUAUUGCCCCUCUUGAAGCUUUUAUUCAGUCAGCUACACCUUCACCAGAUCCUGGUAUUGAGAAAAUACGCUUAUCUCUGCCUGGUGAACAAUUUAUUUUACGACCAAAAAGUCCCAAGAAAGGAAAUUUAAAAAGUUGGCAAGAUUUUUGUGAAGAAGGAUUACAUAGCCCUAGAUUAAAUAAAAGACCUCAAAAUGAAGACGAGUUUGUUUUACCUCUAAAAAGUCCUACAGAUGAUGAAUAUAAUUUAGGAACAGAAUCACCAAAUAAAAUUCCUAAUAGUAAUUCUAUUGAAGAUUCUUGGGUUACAUUUGAAAAUAUCACUGAUGAUAACACAAAAAAUCCAAAUAAUUUAGAUAUUUCAAAGAAAAAUGCAAAUUGUAAAAAUGUUCUAGAUGAUAAAGGUGAAAGUUUUCAAGAUAAUUUUCAGUCUGAGGAUUUUAAUAAAGAAAGUGUCUUUACAGAUUGUUCCUGCAUUUGUCAUAAAUGUAAUUGUGAAUGUCAUAAUGUUAAUGUUGAUAUGAACAGUAAACAUUUGCAUGAUUCAGAUUCUUCAAUAAGUGGUGCUACAGAGAUUCCUAAAGAACAAACAGAACAAUCUAUUUUGGAUUCACAAACAGAUAUAUUUGCAAAGAAAAUUCCUAAAAGUUUUGAUAUUAAUAAAUGCAAUUGUAAAUGUCAUAAAAAAUGUGAAAGUGAUUUAACUUUCCUAUGUGAUGAUUGUUUAUCUCAGAACAGAAAUAAUAAAUGUGUUUCAUCUGAUAAACAGAAUUUUUCUGUAGAAGACAAAGAGCAAUGAAAUACAUUAAUUUUCAUUUUCAGCUGAAAGUGUGAUUGCACCAAAUUUCUGAACCAUCAGGACAUGACUUUCAUCUUUUGGACAUUCCUUUGCAGACAAUGGUAAAUGUGAUGAUACAUCAGCAUUAGAGUUUCUUUCUGAUUUUUUGAACUGUAGCUGGAUAGUCAAAUGACAACAAUAGCAAAGCCCAAUGCUUAAUACAGGAUGAAGCUAGCUAUGGAACAGGUUUGUUAAGUGCAAAUAAAUAUGUUAAAGGCUGAUGAUCUGUGAUUAAUAUAAACUGAUAACCCAAUAGAUAUUGUUUGAACUUAUUUAUUCCAGAAAUUAAAGUUAAUUCUUUCCUUUUUAUGUGAGCAUAAUUUCUCUUUGUUUUAUACUUUAUGGAUCAAAAGCAAUAGGUUUUUCAACCCUAUGGGUAUCUGUAAGAAAGAACUGCUGACUCACAUAAAGAUGAGGCAUGCUUAAUACUAUAGGUAUUAAGCAUGUUGUAGGAACAUAAUGUUGUUGUACUUCUGUACCAGGUAAUAGCUGUUUAAGCUUGAUGAAAGUAUUACAUAUCUCAAAAAAACCUCCAGUUAACCAGAGACAAAAUUAUUUAGUCCAGUGUGUAGGUGUUUGAACUAUUAAUGAAAGUAUUUCAAUAUACUUGUUUUGCUAUAUUCUUUUUUUUUUUUUUUUUUUAACAAAUAUAAAAGUGUACAAAGAUUUGAUAUAAAUUUUUCAUAAUGAUACAUUAAGCCUAAGAAGGCUCUAAGACUAGAUACAUUUAUGAGUGCUGGAACUUUCUGUAUGGCUUCUACUAUUCGUUUAGUGAAUUUUUUUAUCAAUCUUAAAUCAAAAAUAUUUAAAUGCUGGAGAAAAGCAAUCCACAUUUUAAAAAAAUUAAGUUUUAUCCCAGAAUCCUUUUUCAAAACUGUUCUCAAAGUUUGUGGGUGUUCUUUGUCAUUCUUUCCAUUAAUGAGUAUAUCAUCUAAAUAAAUAUUAUUCCUAAAACUCUUCCAAUAGAUUUUUCUAAGACUUCUUGAAAUGCACUUGAUACCACUAAUUUCAUAAGGUAACCUUGGAAACUGAAAUGUUCUUUACUAGUAUUUAUGAUAAUGAUAUCCUUAAAAAGCUCAUCCAAACAUAAUUACAAAUUUUCUUCUUCUAUGAGGUUAGUAAAGAUUGCUUCUAUUCUAGGAAAUGGAUAAAAAUCAACUAAAGUCAUUAAUUUUAAAGUGAUCAGAUAAUGUAAGAAUUUUAAUGAUGUGCUGAUUCUCUUUUGCUAUAGGUAUUGUUGGUGCAGCCCAUUUAGAGAUCUGCAGGAUAUCUUAGUUACCAAAUGAUCAAUUUCCUUUUCUACCUUAGUUUUCAAUGCAAAUGGUAAUGGUCUCACUUCACAAAAAAUAGAUUUGCUUUAUGAAUCAACGUUUAAACUGACUUUAGUCUUUUAAAUGUCCUAUUUUGUUUCCAAAUAAUAAAGAAAAUUUUUGUAAAAGAUUAUCUGGGGAUGGAUUUCCAUGUUCUUUAAUAACAUUUAUGAAAAAAAUAUAAUCUCUUACCUUACCAAUAGUUCUCUCACUUGUCAUCUUGUCUCUUCCCAUUUAAUGAUUGAUUGAUUGUUAGUUAUAUCUAACUUGUAAGAUAAAAACUUUUGAAUAUUUAUUUGCCUGCUUAACAAAAAUUUGUUUUUCCUACCACCAGUAUUGGAACAAUUUCCAUAUGUUGUAAGUUUUACUGUGGUUUCAUUUAAGGGCUUGAAACUUUUUAAGUAUAUUCUCAGAAAUCAAACUUACUGCUGCACUAUAUCAAUUGUAACAUUUAUAUUAAUAUCAUUCAUCAUAUAGGUUUUCCAAAUAUAUUUAUUUAUUAUAAAAAAUUUGCUGUUACAUUCCAAUUACCUAUUUAAGUGAAUUUUCCUUAUUUUGCAUAACUACUUUGCCAUUAUAUCUACACAUCGUGGAUAAAUGCCAAUUUUUUCCUACCAAUAUAACAUUCUGUUACUUUGAAGGCAAGGGUUAAUUAACUGAGACAGAGAAUUAUAUCUAAAACAUUUAUCUAGAAUUGUUUAGUGGUUUUAAUUUAGCAUCUUUUUCUCAGUAAAAUUAAUAACUUACUAACUUCUUUUCUUUAAUAUUUUUAACAUUGUUUCACCAGUUCAAAAGCAAUAGUAAUUUUUAAAAAUUUUCUCUAAAGAUAUGUCAUCAGGUUCUUUAAAGAGUUUUUAUUUGGUAAUGUUUUGGAUUUAAUUCCUGAAAGAAAUGUAUCUUUUAGCAUCUCACUUACAAGGAAACCACCAGAGUUGGCACCCUUUGAUUUUACUGAGUUUGAUAUAUAUAUUGUAUAUACUGUAGCCCUACCUCCCUGUAAUUCACACUACAACCACAUUAUGCAACUCUGAAGCAUUUGUGAGAAAAAUUAAUAAAAUUUUCUAUGUUCCUUAUGUCCUAUGUUAUAUGUAUAUGUAUGUAUAUGUUAACAGCAGCAUAGUAAAGUGGAUAAUUAAGGUGUUCAAAUAAUUCACUUUUGUGUUAAAGUUCAAAUUCAUACUUUUAAAAAUUUUUCUCUAAUGUGCAUUUGAAACAGAUUACAGUAUUUUGCAAAAUAUUUUUCUAAUUUUAACAAAGAAAAUUUUUAUUUUUAUUAUUUACCAUGCACUUUAAACAUUCUAUUCAUUGUAAUUCAACAUUUUAAAUAUUAUAUUUGCAGAUAGAUAUAUAGUAAGACUACACAGUAACAGAAAUUCUCCCUUUAAAUGUUGACCUAUUGGUAUAGUAAAAGCCAAACAAUUGCUGCAUUAUAUUGUGCUAAAUCUGUGUUGUUAUUAAUAAUCAAAUGUAAAGUAAUUUGGCUUAGAGGUAACCAUUAGUUGCCAUCUCUUGAUAAAUUUAAUAAUUAUAAUUAAAUUAAUAUUUUAAUAAUUAAUUUAGAAGGUUCUGGAAGAAAAGAAUCUGUCUGAAACAGAACUUGUUUUGGGCUGAUUUCUAGCAAUUUUUUGGCUUUAAUUAAUCUAAAAAUCAGGUAUAUAGAUGCUUAUAUUUGAUGUAGUAACAUGAAGUUGAAGGAGCCACAUAGUUUGCUUUUUAACUUAUUAUAAUUGUAAUCAAUUGCUGAAUGGAUUCAUAUCAUAUAACAUCCAUAAUUUGUUAGUUGAAUUAUUGGUAUAGCAAGAAAGGAACUUUCUACAUACUCAACAUCCAUUGGUGAUAUAAUACAAUAUAAUACAAUAAAUAAAAAUUGUGAAAAAAGUGAAAAAUUAAUGCAAUUUUUUAUUGCAUAGCAAAUAAAUCUUAUAAUUACAAAGUACAGGUUUUUAUUUGUUAAAGUAAAAAAUACAUUGCACUAAUAAUUGGUUUCAAUGCAAAGUAGAGAAAAACUUUUAAAAAAGAAGUAAGAUUUCAACCUGCAAUACACAGUAUAAUAGAGGAACGCUAUCCACUUAGCUAUGCUGCAUUUUACAUAUUAUCUAUAUAACAUGGUAUGUAAGGAACACAGAAAAUUUCAAACUUUUUUUUUUUCUUUAAAUGCUUGAGAGUUGCAUCAAGUGGCUUUACUGUGAAUUACUGGAAGGGUAGUACUAUGAUGUAGAUCACUUGGCAAAAUUAGAGGGAGGUCAUCUCUGAUUAUCUCUUUAUGAGAAUUUUGUACAUCACUAACAGUUUUUUGCUAAAUGUUGUAUAUUGCAAAAAAUUGGGCUACCAUCUCUGAAUCUCCUUGUUUCAUUUCACACAUAUUUUUUGAAUGUACAUAUUUAGAGGAAUAACUUUAGGUGCAGAUAAAAGACAAACUUAAUUUUUGACAAUUUGUCCAAAAGAUUUGCUAUUUGUAUUUUAUAGUGUAAAUAGGUUAUAAGUCAUAUUAAAUAGUUCUUAAUAAUACUAAUGAAAAUUGAAUUAUUUAUUUCAUCCAUUGAAUUUGUUUUGAAUGCAAGUUCUAAGAAUUUUAAAUAUAACAAAAAAAAAUUCUGUUUCUUACUACUAAUAACUGGAAAUGGAACCACAUUUACAUUAGCCAUCAUUAGUUUUCAUGCUUUGCAGUGUUUAGUUUUAACUUUGUUUAUUUUUAUCCUCUGCUUAUUAGGAGCUUUUGCCAGAAAUGCUAAAAUGUAGUGGCAUACAGAUUUGUUACAUUAAAGAUAUUUUAAUUUGAAAUUAUGGGAUUUUUUUCUCUUGGUAUAACAAGUCCUAAUUCACAAGAAUGUCCAAAGUGGACAAAAGUAUAAUAUAUAAGUAAUUAAGGACAAGAAGCUCUUACUAAACUUACUUCUGUUUGUUGUUUCAUGUAUCUAUCAGUUUGAUCUUUGCACUAAAAUUUUUGUUAUGAUUAGGUGGACAAUGAAUUACAAGCACUUAAUGAUACUUAAUUCUUUAUUAGAUACUUCAUUAUUAACAAUAAAUUGAAAUUAACAUAGGAUAUAGUAAACAACAUAGGCACCUAGUCUCCAUCCCAGCAUCUUGUGCUGUAUCCCUAUUCCCCAUGAUGUUAUGAAUUCAAAGACAUUACAUUUAGAAUAUUCUUAGAUUCAAAAAAUCCAACAUUUGUAUAAUUUUAAAUUAUCUGGAAAUCUAUGGUUAACUUAUCUGCAAAUCAUUAUCAUUUAAAAAUAAAAUUCAACAAGUUAAAAGGUGACAAUGAUAAAAACAAACUAAAUAACUAAAUCUAUUCCUAAAUAUUAUCUACAAGAAAUUAGUUUAUGUACAUUUUUCUAGAAGUUUUUACUUCCUAACCCAUUUCUAUUGAGUAUACAAUGAUAUUUUUCUCCUUCCUUUCUUUCUUAUUUAUCAUCUCUAUUUUUCAGAUCUUGAUAAUUCAGAUUUCUUCUUCCAUGUAUGAAAGAAUUAUCUUCCAAUUUUAACUUUUCUAAAUUCAAUUUCUUCUCUUAUCAAUUAAAUACACUUGUUAAAAACAUACAUUCCUAAUAUUGUUCUAGCUGCAUCUUUUUAAUAUAAAAUUCUCUAUUACUGUUGUUGUUUUUAUUAUCAUCAUCAAGAACAAGGAUAAAAUACAUAUUGCUCUUGUUUAACUUCUCUAUAAUGUUGUAUUGCUUCAAACCAUCUAAAAACUAUUCGUUCAUUCAUUCAUUCAUUCAUUCAUGGGUGUUCUGUCCUAGGACAGGUCCAUGGAAAGCAGUCAAAUUAUAGAAUUCUCCUUCUCCAACAUUCUCUAUUUCGGGCUUCCUCUUUUAUUUCUUUAUAAGUUUUGCCUAGUAAAACAUCAUCUAUCAAUACUUUUCUUUUUUCUUCCUCUUUGUUUCCUUGCAUCAAUUUUUCCUUCUAAUGCCACUCGCAUUAAUCCUUCUCCUCGCAAUAUAUGACCUAGCCAGUUAUUUUUUCUUCUUUGUAUUGUUUUUAAAAGAGAUCGCUGUUCCUGGACCAAAUUUAAAACAUCUUCAUUCUUAACCUUUUCUGUCCACUUGAUUUUCUCCAUUCUUCGCCAUAACCACAUUUCAUAUGCUUCAAGGUAGUUUGUUUCCUUUUUCCUUAAGGUCCAAGUCUCUGCUCCAUAUAAAGUUAUGCUCCAGGAAAAGCAUUUUAUUAACUUCUUUUUAAGUGUUUGGUUCAUUUUUCCAAUAAGAAGGUUCUUCUUAUAAAAAGCCAUUUUUCCAGCCCUGAUUCAUUCUUUGAUUUCUUUUUCUAAAAACUAUAGGAUUUCUUAUUUAAAAAUCUUUUCCAAGUACCUUGGUAAAGUUCUUGGAAAUUUUUCUUCAAAAUUUAAUACUAAAAGCUGUGUUGUAUUGGAGUGAACUUCAUUUAGUGUCACAUUUUUUUUAUACUGGAAACUUUACAAACUGAUUUUUUUUUUUCAGCAUAUUCUAUUGAACAUCAUUUUUUCAAUGUUGUUAAAUUUUAGUAUUUAGAUGUUUCUACAGAUAAUACUGUGAAAGAAUAAUUGAAUUGAA